Molecule: messenger RNA, 5220 nt
Organism: Dictyostelium discoideum AX4
Lineage: Eukaryota; Evosea; Eumycetozoa; Dictyosteliales; Dictyosteliaceae
Exons: 4
Coding region: 1-5220 (1739 amino acids)
Source: RefSeq, a predicted model, not a curated record
AUGAAGAAUAAUUUUUUAUUAUUUCUAUUUAUUUUUUUGAGUAUAAUAAAUUUGAUUAAAGGUUUUGAAGUUAAAUCAUCAACAGUUGUUAAAAAAGAUGUAAACGUUUUGGGUGUUGAUUUAUCAUAUGCAUUGAUUGAUAUCGAAUUUGAUCAAGAUAUUUAUAAAUAUGAUUCAUUGGGAUGUCCAAACUAUAAUUGUACAGAUAUUCCAAGUGAUAGUGAAAUUGAUUGUACAUGUGAUUAUACAGAUAUGAACGAAUGUCCAAAAAUCCGUCAUCCAAGUUGUACAAAUGUAUGUGACGAAACUGGCGUUGAAGGAAUUGAAUUAUGCAGUGGAGAAUGGAAAACGGUUGAAUUCGAUAAACAAUAUAGCUUUGAAUCAUCAGGUGGUAAAAUUCAAAGAUUUAGGGUUAAAGCCGAUUCGUUUGGUUGUAAUGGUGUUUUCCUUAAAGUCACUCCAAUGGAAGGUUAUGGUGAUACAUACAUUGGCUCAACACCAUCAUUAACCUAUCAAAGAUAUUCAUCAGAGUAUAAAUCACAAAGAUUGGCAUUAUUUAAUAUUUGCCCAUCUGAUAAUUGGGAUGUAGCUGAACAUUAUUCAUAUACAUUAUCAUGGACUAGAGAUACCUACUUUAUAAAUGUUGUACCACAAAGCCAAUAUUUCAAAUUCUCAUUAAUCCUUCAUACAAAUAAAGUACCAAAUGCUACAGUAGAUACUUCAAAUUGCCAAUCUGCAACUCCUGACCACAUUUGUAUCACCACUGGUGAAAUUAUUAAUAAUGUGGCAGAGGCAUAUGAACCACAAUAUUACUCUUUUCAAGUUGAUAAAGCAGAAUUUUAUUACUUUAAUUUCCCAUGCAUGUACCAAAAUGUAAUUUAUUAUAUGUCAAAUUCAACUCAAAAGCCAACAGAAUUGGAUUCUUUUUGGCAAUUAUCAGAAGAUUUUGAUAACUAUAUAGUUUUAUAUUUAGAACCAUCAACAAUAUAUAUAACAGCUGUACCAACUUAUUCAACAAAUUAUACUUUUUCAAUUACAACACAAGGUGAUAGAUAUAGAUAUUCAUUUUAUGAAAGUAAUUUUAUGACAACUCAAGCAGGUGCAAUAUCAUUAGUAAAUACAGCUCGUUUGGAUACCCCAACUUCAUAUUAUGAUGGUCCAACAUUUGAUGCAUCUGACCCUUUUACAAUUUUAUAUCCACAAACUGAUAUUAAUCCAUUAUAUCCAGUCCCAUCCUUCUUUUUCCAUACACCAAAGUUUGACUACCUUUUAAUUUAUGAUGACAUUAUAAAGGAUUCAUUUAGUUCCUAUAAACCAAAAUCAUUUCAAGCUUCUGUCAGACUCUCCUCAAGUGUUGGUAAAAAUGAUUUAGUUAAAGUAUUUGAUUUUGAAACAAUUUUAAAUUCAAAAUUACAAUUUCUUUCAAAUAUUUUUGAUGAAAAUGAUAAUCCAAUUAAUAUUCAAGUUGGAUUUAAAGAAAAAGAAAUUGAAUGUGAUACUGAUAAAUUUCAACAAGUUUUGGAAUUGUUAGAAAAUACAGAAAAAGUAUUAUUUAAUGUAUCAGAUAUUGAUGAAUUAAAUAAUUAUAGAUAUAGUUUAGAUUCAUUAACUAUUAGUGAUGCAUGGAUAGGUUGUAGUAAUAAAGCAUUAUCAUUAUUACAUAUGGAAACUGUUGUAAAGAAUAUUUCAAUUAGAUUAUGUCAAUACUUAAGUACUGAUCCAGAAUAUAAAACUGAUCCAUGUUGUUCACCAAUUCAGGAUUAUUAUCAAUGCUGUAAUCCAUCAAUUAUUCCAACUAACAUCACACAAUUCGUAUCGGUGAAUCAAAGUUUAGUAGGUGAACAAUGUUCAAGUCUAGAAUGUACCUCAUCAGUAUUAUCAGAUUAUGGUAGCUCGUUGGAUGGUAUUGAUGAUUGUGCUGUGCCAUCAACUGAACCAACCAAAUUAGAAUUAACAUCAAUUACAGUUUUAAGAGAUUGCAAGAGUAAAUUAAUACCACCAACAUCAUUUUGUACAAAUGAUACAGAUUGUAAUGGAUAUGGCGAUGGUAAAUGUAAUUUAUAUUCAAGAACUUGUUUACCAAAUUUUAAUAAAAUCGAUUUUGAAUAUGUAAAAUGUGUAUUAUCAAAUUUAUCACCUGGUACAUUAUUCUCAUUGUUGGAGAGUUCAACCAUUGUAAAUGAUGAUGUUGUUACUAAAGUUUUCAAUAAACAUUUAAAAGAUGAUUGUAUUGGUCAAAAUGAUAUAAAUGAACGUUCUACAUAUACAUGGGGGUCAAGAGUAUCAUACAGCAAAGAACAAUGUUAUUCAACAAAUGGAUGUUUGGAUGGUUCAUGCCUUUCUCAUCAUGAUACUUGUUUGGAUAGUAUGUUUUUAUAUUGGGAUUUUAGAUUAGUAUCACAUUUUGAUAAUUGUACUUCUUGGGGUAUUUGUCCAUACUUGUCAUGCAGUGAUAAUACAUAUACUGAAAAUGGUAUUGAAGAGUCAUGUGAAGAUGCUUGUGUUUUAAAAGAUUUUUGUGGUGUUUGUACAAAUGAAGAUACUCAAUGUCAUGUAGCUACUGAAUUUACAGAUCAAACAUCAUGUCAAACUCAAAAUCAAAUUUGUCUUUUACCAAAUGGUGAAUAUGAUUUAACAGCAACAAGCGAAAGUAAUUGUAAUUCUAAAGGUAAAUGUUCAGUACCAUGUGGUUAUGAAUGCUCUUCAAGUUUAGCAAAUAAUCAAGAUGAUUAUUGUGCAAUUUUACAAACCGGAAUGAAUAGCACAAAUUGUGCAGCAUUAGAUAAUCCUGUAGGUACAACUGAAUGGUCAACCGAAGCAAAAGUUUGUAUAUUAAAAUCUGCAACAGAUGAACAACAAUGUAUUACUGCUGGUUCAGGUUAUACAUGGAUAGAUUGUUCAACAAAACUUGAAGGUGAAUGCAUUGGUCCAGAUGCUCAACAAAGUUUAUGCUCAUUAAAACCAAUUGAGUGUCAAACUGAACAAGAAUGUUUAACAGCAGGUAUUUGUUCUGAUGAAUUUUAUUUCAAUCAAGCCACUACAAGAAAUUAUAAUUAUCCUGAUGGAUAUGGUAAAUGUUUAUUCCCACAUGGUAAAUUUAGUGGCAUAAGUUGUGAACCAUAUGCCCAACAAGAUUCACCAAAUGGUUGUUAUCCAUUAGGAUUGGACUACUUGAGUAAAGUUAGUUGUGAAGAUGAUGGUGGUGUAUGGUGGAUACCGGCAAGAAAUCAAAGUUCAUGUACAUCACAAAUGGGUUGUAAAAUUUUAGAAUCCACUAUAACAGUUAAUAAUUUACCAUUCAACUACCAAUUCAAUGAAAUGGAUCAAGAUUUAUGUGAAGGUUGUAUGGACUCAUUCAAUAAAUGGACAAAUAAAUUCCAAUGGAAAGCAGCUACAUGGUUACCAGGUGUUUAUAAACCAAUUGUUUGGAAUACUGCGAAAUCAUUCAUUCCAAAUGAUAUCGAUAGUGUAUUCAAUUAUCAACUAUUCUACAAGAGUGUUACAAAAGCAGCAAAAACUCAAGUUGCAGAUUUAUUCCGUUCAGAAGCAUAUUGUCGUAUGGAAAGAUUACAAUCAAAUUUGAACUCAAUUACAUGUAGUUGUUCAGGUAAAGGUGGCUCACAAUGUUUCACUGCAUCAACACCAUUAUUAGGUCAAACUAAACCAUGCGCAGGUGUAAAUUCAUCAUUUUCAUUCGAUUAUGGUAAAAUUGAAUUUUCAAAUGAUUCAAUCUCUCAAAGUUGUCAAUCUUUAUCAAUUUCACAAAUUUCAAGAGAAAUCUAUACAUCAGCACAAAAAGAAUCAUUAGCAUCAAAUUUCGUAUCCUAUAAGAAAGCUGAUAAAUAUGGUGUUAAAAACUCUAAUGAUGCAAUCAUUGGUACAUUAUUAGGAGAUGGUAUUAUGAUUAAAUCACAAGAUGGUAUAAAUGAAGCAACCAUUUGUUUGAAAAUAUCUCUAUCUAGCACAAAAUAUCCAAUUUUAGAUUUUGCAGUUCAAAUCGAUGGUGAAUCAACAACACCAACUCCAAUUCAAUCAAAUAAAAUAUUCACUCAAAUUUCAAAGGAUAGUGUAACUGCAGGUAAAGAUGAAGUUUUAAUGUUAUGUUCAAUUGUUACCAUUGAAGGUGGUAAUCCAAUUUAUUUCCCAAUUAAUCGAAUGGAUGAAUGGGAAAAUGAAAGUAAACAAGCAUUCGACUCAACAUCAAGAGCAUUAAUGUAUACAUUGGGUGCUCUCUUUUCAGUAGUCUCAAUUUGGGGUUUAUUUGAAUUAUGUCUUAUUGUUAGAACUCAGUUUGUUUCAGAAAAAAGAAAUUUCCAACUAACCCAUCUUUUAAUUGGUGUCGUAACACUAUUUAUCACAAUUAGAGCCAUUUAUUUCUUUAUUAUGCCAAGUGGUAAUUUAUCUGAUAGUCCAAUCGCCGAUUACAUUCUAGUGGUAUUACCAACAUUUAUUUACUUUACAGCAUUUAAUAUUCUUUUAGUACUUUGGUAUGUCAUUGUAUUCUUGGUAUUGAAAAAGAAUAAAUCUGCUGAGAAUUUAUCAAAGAGAUUAUUUACAAUUGUAUUUGUAAUCAAUGCAUUCCUCUACCUAUUAUUCAUUGCCAUUGUAUUAGUUUUCCAAUAUACCAAUACCGAUCCAAGUAAUGAUUGUGGUUCGCGUAUUAUAAUUCCAGUGGAAAGUUCAACACCACAACGUGUAGUUAGUAUUGUUUACGCGGUGAUUCAAGCAUUAAUUUCAUUAAUUAUGGGUGCAGCAUUCAUUUACUUGGGUGGCCGUUUAUUCAUUGUUAUGCGUUCAACCAAUAUUAAAGUGGGCUCAAAAUCAAAUCAUCAAAGAAAAAUUUUUACACUCACUGUUGCAUGUUCGAUUGGAUUUUUAUUACAUUGUGUAUUUGUAUUGAUUUUAGUAGCAGGAAAUGUAAAUUCAAUGAUAUUCAGUUUCAUUGGUUUAAUAAUCACUGAAAUCGUUCCUGGAUUUAGUAUUUUGUAUUGUUUUGAACAACGUGCUAGAAAUAUUAAUACAAGUUCAGAUAAUAGUCCAACAAAUAGCGGAGGUUCAAAAAAUAGAAACAGUACCAAAUUAUCAACAAUGAUCAGCGAUUCUCGCCAAAAUUCAAAUAAUUCAAACUCAAAUUCACCUUCUGAAUAUUCUAAUAAUGAUUUCGAAUCACCUAAUAAUUCAUCUUUCAACACCCCAAACGGUAAUGACGAGCAGUUGUAA